This is a messenger RNA of Xiphophorus hellerii (green swordtail), 964 nucleotides long. RefSeq names its product transmembrane protein 234 (gene tmem234). The record is from RefSeq and is a predicted model, not a curated record. Bases 102 to 536 code for a protein of 144 amino acids. Lineage: Eukaryota; Metazoa; Chordata; Actinopteri; Cyprinodontiformes; Poeciliidae. The transcript is spliced from 5 exons.
AAUAAAUAAAUAAAUGUCCGGUUGGUUUAAAAUUAUUAACGAACCAACCAGAGUGAUCUUGAACGCAACUUUUAGGCGACUAAGAUGCAGUUGACGUGACAAUGGUGACCGUAGCCGAGGUGCUGGGUUUGGUGCUGGUGUCGCUGCUGUGGGGCUGCACAAACCCUUUCCUGAAAAAAGGUUCAGAGGGGAUAGAAAAAGUGACGGAAACCAACCGAGUCUUUCAGCUGCUCGCUGAAAUCAAGUUUCUUCUUCUAAACAUAAAGUAUUUGGUCCCAUUUCUAAUAAACCAGAGUGGUUCUCUGGUUUAUUUCUAUACACUGUCAACAACUGAUUUGUCUCUUGCUGUUCCUGUGGCGAACUCUCUCACCUUCCUUUGCACUCUGCUGACGGGAAAGCUGCUGGGGGAAGAGUUUGGAGGCAAACGGGCCGUUGUGGGAAUGUUCCUCACUAUGACAGGCGUCACUCUGUGCGUUAUAAGCUCCAUCGAAGCCAAAGAUACUGACAGACAGAACGAGAGCCAGCCUCAGCUCUGAUGGAGAUCAAGAUUAAAGCAGUUGUUGAAGAAACGAAAAGCAAAGCUGCAUCUGUAGGAGGACUGGAGGCAGAAAACGUCUCAGAAGAACAAUCUCUUCCAGAUUUACUCACGUUGGACUUCAAAAGGAGGAAGAGGAGGCGGGUUCACUCCAGAACUGGACUGGAUUUAUGGAGCUCACAUAGAAAAAGAUUUUUAGAUUUUACUUCUGUGGGAGACGACAAAACUGUUUGAAAAUGACCUUUGAUACGUCACGCCCUGCUUUAACUAAAUUAUUUCCUCUUUUCCAAAGUCGGGGUAAAGAAACACUAAUAAAACCAGCUGAUAAUUCUCUAAAUGUUCUCCAGUCUCUUCUGAAUUUCUGUGGAUUUCCUGUUGGUUUCUCUGAUUUUGUGUGGCAUAAAUUAUUAAAAUAUUUUGGUGUAAUUA